Mesitornis unicolor (brown roatelo) is the source of this 893-nucleotide messenger RNA. Its product is annotated as serine/threonine-protein kinase tousled-like 1. The annotation marks the transcript as partial. Lineage: Eukaryota; Metazoa; Chordata; Aves; Mesitornithiformes; Mesitornithidae. The transcript has 9 exons. Gene Ontology annotation, molecular function: protein serine/threonine kinase activity. Gene Ontology annotation, biological process: chromosome segregation; peptidyl-serine phosphorylation; intracellular signal transduction. The record is from RefSeq and is a predicted model, not a curated record. Gene Ontology annotation, cellular component: nucleus.
AUGUACGCUGUACAUGACCAUGUGGAUUUUGUCCUUGGAAAAGGUGAACGUGACCUUUAUUGGACUCCGGAGAAGAAGCAGUCAGAACCUUCCAGAGGAAGAAAAAGAAAAGCAGACACCCAGAGUGAAAGCAGCCAAGGAAAGAAUAUUGGGGGACGUGGUCACAAGAUUAGCGACUAUUUUGAGUACCAAGGUGGAAACGGCUCCAGUCCAGUGCGAGGCGUACCUCCCGCAAUCCGAUCUCCACAGAAUUCACAUUCCGCUCCUUCUUCUGUUCGACAGAAUAGUCCUUCUCCUACUUCGUUAGCUUUCGGGGACCACCCUAUCACACAGCCAAAGCAGUUAUCUUUCAAAAUUACUCAGACUGAUCUCACAAUGCUGAAAUUAGCUGCACUCGAAAGUAAUAAAAAUCAAGACUUGGAAAAGAAGGAAGGUCGUAUAGAUGACUUACUCAGGGCUAACUGUGAUCUUAGAAGACAAAUAGAUGAACAACAAAAGCUACUUGAAAAAUAUAAAGAAAGGUUAAACAAAUGUAUUUCAAUGAGCAAGAAGCUUCUAAUUGAAAAGAGCACGCAGGAAAAGCUGGCAAGCAGAGAGAAGAGCAUGCAAGACAGAUUACGCCUGGGGCAUUUUACAACAGUUCGUCAUGGUGCUUCAUUUACUGAACAGUGGACAGAUGGCUUUGCAUUUCAAAAUCUUGUGAAGCAGCAAGAAUGGGUGAAUCAACAAAGGGAAGACAUUGAAAGGCAAAGAAAGCUCCUGGCCAAGCGAAAGCCUCCAACUACAAAUAAUUCUCAGGCACCAUCUGCCAAUUCUGAACCCAAGCAGAGGAAAAAUAAAGCUGUGAAUGGGGCAGAAAACGAUCCCUUUGUUAGACCCAAUUUACCACAGCU